This is a messenger RNA of Kogia breviceps (pygmy sperm whale), 8749 nucleotides long. It is a transcript of the gene MKI67, whose product is annotated as marker of proliferation Ki-67. Gene Ontology annotation, molecular function: protein binding. NCBI's taxonomy places the organism in Eukaryota, Metazoa, Chordata, Mammalia, Artiodactyla, Physeteridae. Gene Ontology annotation, biological process: regulation of mitotic nuclear division; regulation of chromosome segregation. The record is from RefSeq and is a predicted model, not a curated record. Gene Ontology annotation, cellular component: nucleus; chromosome.
GGAGGACUGAGGCCCGGUCCCUGCAGCGGAGGUGGACGCGUCGCCGGCCCCUCCCGGUGCGGACUCGGGUUGCUCGCCGACGAGCGGUGGAACCACUGGUGUCGCCCCGGGAGACUCGUCCUGGUGGCGUGUAAAAGUGCAGUCAAAGGAUUGCUUGUAAGUCUGCUUCAGCAAACCUUUUGAUGCCUGACCUUCAGGAUUAUAGUCAAAAUUCCUGUUUAGAAAAUGGGUCCUACAAGACGCCUUGUUACCAUCAAAAGGAGCGGGGUCGACGGCCCCCACUUUCCACUGAGCCUUCACACCUGCUUGUUUGGAAGGGGUAUCGAGUGUGACAUUCGUAUUCAGCUUCCUGUAGUGUCCAAACAACACUGCAAAAUUGAAAUCAAUGAGCAGGAGGCAAUAUUGUUUAAUUUCAGUUCCACAAACCCAACACAAGUAAAUGGAUCUACUUUUGAUAAACCGGUACAGCUAAAACAUGGAGAUGUGAUAACUGUCGUUGAUCGAUCUUUCAGGUAUGAAAAUGAAAGUCAUCAGAAUGGAAGCAAGUCACCUGGAUUUCCAGGACAAAGAUGGGAACAGGAGCCUUCGCGUCGGGUCUCAAGAUCUAGCUUCCCUUCCAACCCUGAUGGAAAAGUUCAAGAUGCCAGUGCCCGUUCAAAACUCACGGAGGAAGCUGCUUCAGGAAGGCCUGUGGUGCGUGGGAAGGAUGUCACAGGAGAUGGUAUUGUCUCGGGUGGCUCAGAAGAUCCUGUUGCUGGGAAAACACCUAACAGCAUUCAUUCCUCAGAACUUCUUGGAGAUAACGGCAGAAAUGCAACAACUCCCACUGCUGGGGAUUCUCUAGAAGAUUCCAGUGUAACAUUCGGGAGCCGUAAUGCAGAAUUGAAGGCGUCUUCCUCUAUAAAGCGUCUUAAGUGGAGUGACCCAAAUGAGUCUCCCUUUCGGAAGCUUUAUGAGUCAAUGAAGGUGGAGUUAGACGUGAAAUCAGGAAAAGUCAGUGUUCUACAGAAUCGCAGAAAAUCGGGAUCACAGAGUCAUUGCACAACAGAAAGAGAAAGCACUGGUGGUUUACAGAGUGAGACUCUGGUCUCACUUAAAUGCAGACCAACAUCGGGCCAAAGCCCCCAAAUUAAGGCAGACGCUGUUUCCGGAGAACGAGGAAGUAGCCCGACUGAGGGAAAGAGCAGUGAUGAGCCAUUUCAGACCCCCAAGGAGACCAGGAGCCCCAGCGUCUUCUGCACAGAGAGAGAGACGCUGAAAACCACGACCCCUGUACGCUCUUCACAACAAAGUCCCUCACGGAGUCCGUGGAGUGAAGACCUGAGUGUCGUCGCUGGUGGUGCAUCCCUGAACCUAGGUCAAAGUGAAGGCUCCGGGGCAGAGAGUAAAACGUUGCCGCCUCACAAGUUCUUACCUAGAAUUCAGACGCCCAUUAGAGUUGAGAGUUUUGGAAAUACACCAGAAAAACUUUGCCCUAGAAAGAGGAAGAGGAUUCCUACAAGUGUUGACGAUCUGACAACAGAAACAGAGAUUCUGCAUCAGACAGUUUCAGCUCCGUUGGUCCCUCAAGCUGAAAGGAAGAUUCAAAGCCAUUUUCUCAACAAGCCUGAGAAGCUGGGCGUGGCAGCUGAUCCGGUGUGCCCUGGGUCACCCCGUCUUAGCUCGGCUGAUGGCAGCAGCUUCGGCGAUUCCACGAAUAAGAUGGAUGGGGUAUCCCUGAAGAGGAGGCGGGUCUCCUUUGGUGGUCGCCUGAGACCUGAAUUAUUCGAUGAAAACUUACCUCCUAACACACCUCUCAAAAGAGGAGAGACACCAAAGCAAAGACGGUCUCUGGUCACCCACACGCCAACCGUCCUGAAGAAAAUCAUCAAGGAGCAGCCUCAGCCAUCAGGGAAGGAAGACUCUUCAGACGUCUGUCUGGAAGUGACUGCACAGAAUGCACUCGUGAGAUCUCCAGCUCCUAACGCCGCUCCCACUUCUCCACACGCACCCGGCCGGUGCCGUAGGUUAUCCAAGGCGUCUUCCAUCGCCAGCGAGAGCAAAUCUCCACAUCAGACAGAUAUUCCCAAGAGAGGAGGGAGAAAGAGUGGCAGCCUGCCCUCCAAGAGAGCUUCCGUAGAUCGAAACCAGCAUGGCCUCUUACAGAUGAUUUAUUCCAAGAGAAGGAGUGGCGCAUCUGAGGCCAAUUUAGUUGUGGCAAAAUCGUGGGCAGACGUGGUAAAACUCGGUACCAAGCAGACCCAGACCAAAGCUGUUAAACGUGGCCCUCCAAGACCCCUGAGCAAACGGCAAAGAAGAACCAAUACUCCGAAGAAGCUGACUGGCAUCGUUCACAAUCAAUUUAGCACAGGCCACGCAAACUCUCCCUGUACCAUAAUAAUAGGGAAAGCUCACGUCGAGAAAGUGAACGGGCCAGCUCGGCCCUACAGGAUGCUGAACAACUUCAUGGUCAACAAACCAGUGGACUUUAGUGAAGAUCUUUCAGGGCUGCCUGAAAUGUUCAAGACUCCAGUGAAAGAGAAACCACAAAGGAUGAACCUGUGUCCCUCCACUUUUUCCAAUUCAGAGGAUUUGCUUGGAAAAGAGCUUCCAGUACCUCAUUCAGGAGAAAAACCUCUGCUGUGCGCUUCAGAAAAUUCUGGACAGAAUGUGGCCCCCGGGGCUCAAGAUGCACCAAAAGAGCUGUCUGAUCAAAGUUCUGCAAGCCCUGCCUUAAGACGCCAGUGUAUUAAAAUAAAUGAAAGUAUUAUGAAAACUCCUAAGAACGUGUAUAAAACAACAGGUGCUGAGAUGAAAACUCCAGCGUCUGAGGCAACGACACCAAAGACAACAUCAAGUGCAAACGAGUUUAGAAGGUCCAUGGAGCUCAGAAGCUCACAGACACCAGGUGUAGAGUGUAAAAACGAAGGCCCCAAACCUGACACUCUUGAGAACGUCUUGGGAAGAUGUCUGAGGAAAGCACCACAACCAGAGCAGAAGCUGGAGGGAGACAUGAAGGGAAGUGAAACAUGUACAAAAAACAUGGACUCAAAAGAAAAUUCCAAAAAGAUGUUAGCUCUGAGGAGAUCGAGAAUUGCUUCAGAGCUGAGGUGUGAAAUAACAGCAGACCCGACCGCCCUUGAGAGCUUGCAGGAGACAGAGCCUGAGGAAGACCAGGUGGACAUCCCACGUCUCCUGCAGGCCCCAGCUCAUCCCAAGGAAGCAGUGGACGCAGAGAACAAAGCCACAGAAAUGCACUGUAAAUCUCCCAGAUCAGGAACAGUCGGCACGUCCACCAGGACAAACACACAGCUCAAGACACCUUCCUGGAAAGUGGAUGUAGAAGAUGCCUCAGCCCUCGGAAAACUCACACAGACACCAGGGAAAACCAUGCCCAUGCACAGAGAGCCAGGUGAUGACAAAAGCAUCAAAUUGUUUAAGGAAACUCCAAAUCAGAAACUGGACUCAUCAGAAAAUGUAGCUGGAAGUAAGAGGCGGCCAAGGACACCCAAGGGAAAGGCCCCGCCUCUGGAAGACCUGGCUGGCUUCAAAGAGCUCUUCCAAACCCCAGAUCAUGCAAAGCAACCAAUGACUGAUGAGAAAACCACCACAAUACCCUAUAAAUCUCCAGCAAUAGAACCAGUCAACACACCAAGUAGAAAGGGACGUCUCAAGACACCUUCCCAGAAAGUGGCUGUGCAGCAAGAUGUCUCGGCUCUCAGGAAGCCUCAACAAACACCAGGGGAAACCACACACUCACACAGAGAACCAGAGGGUGGUGACAGAGGCAUUGCAUUGUCUCAGGAGACUCCAGGAGAGAAACUGGACCCUGCAGAAAAUGGAACUGGAAGCAAGUGGCGGCCAAGAACACCCAGGAAAAAGGCCCCACCCCUGGAAGACCUGGCUGGCUUCAAAGAGCUCUUCCAAACCCCAGAUCAUGCAAAGCAACCAAUGACUGAUGACAAACCUACCACAAUACCCUAUAAAUCUCCACCAGCAGAAGCAGUCAACAUGCCGACAAGUAGCAAGAGACGGCUCAAGACACCUUCCCAGAAAGUGGCUGUGCAGGAAGAUGUCUCGGCUCUCAGAAAGCCCACACAGACACCAGGGGGAGCCAGGCACUCAGACAAAGAACCAGAGGGUGGUGACAGAGGCAUUGCAGUGUCUCAGGAAACUCCAGGAGAAAAGCUGGGCCCUGCAGAAAAUGUAACUGGAAGCAAGUGGCAUCCAAGAACACCCAAGGAAAAGGCCCCACUGCUGGAAGACCUGGUUGGCUUCAAAGAGCUCUUCCAAACCCCAGAUCACACAGUGGAACCAAUGACUGAUGACAGAAUCUUCAAAAUGCUCUGCCAGUCUCCACAACUAGAACCAGUCAACACACCAAGUAGAAAGGGACGUCUCAAGACCCCUUCCCAGAAAGUGGCUGUGCAGCAAGAUGUCUCGGCUCCCAGGAAGCCUCAACAUACACCAGGGGAAACCACACACUCACACAGAGAACCACAGGGUGGUGACAGAGGCAUUGCAGUGUCUCAGGAAACUCCAGGAGAGAAACUGGACCCUGCAGAAAAUGUAACUGGAAGCAAGUGGCAUCCAAGGACACCCAAGGAAAAGGCCCCACCCCUGGAAGACCUGGCUGGCUUCAAAGAGCUCUUCCAAACCCCAGAUCAUGCAAAGGGACAAAUGACUGAUGAGAAAACCACCACGAUAACCUAUAAGUCUCCAGCAGUAGAACCAGUCACCAGGCGAACAGGUAGAAAGGGACGGCUCAAGUCACCACCGGGGAAAGUGGAUGCAGAAGAGCCCUCAGUGCCCAGGAAGUCCACACAGACACCAGGGGGAGCCAGGCACUCAGACAGAGAACCAGCGGAUGGUGAUAAAAACAUCAAAUCAUCUAAGGAAACUCCAAAGCAGAAACCGGACUCAGCAGAAAAUGUAAAUGGAAGCAAGAGGCUGCCAAGAACACCCAAGGAAAAGGUCCAAUCUCUAGAAGACCUGGCAGGUUUCAAAGAGCUCUUCCGAACCCCAGAUCAUGCCAAGGAACCGAGGGCUGUUGUCAAAACUCCCCAAAUGCUCUGCAUGUCCUCCCAACCACAGCUAAUUUUCACACCAACCAAUACGAAGAGAUGGCUCAAGACCCCUCUGGGGAAAGUGGAUACAGAGAAAGAGCUCUCAGCAUGCAGAACGACGCAGUCACCAGGGGAAACUAGGCACUCAGAGGGAGAACCAGUAGAUGAUGAUAAAAGCAUCAAAUUGUUUCAGGAAACUCCAAAUCAGAAACUGGACUCAUCAGAAAAUGUAGCUGGAAGUAAGAGGCGGCCAAGGACACCCAAGGGAAAGGCCCCACCCCUGGAAGACCUGGCUGGCUUCAAAGAGCUCUUCCAAACCCCAGAUCAUGCAAAGCAACCAAUGACUGAUGAGAAAACCACCACAAUACCCUAUAAAUCUCCAGCAAUAGAACCAGUCAACACACCAAGUAGAAAGGGACGUCUCAAGACACCUUCCCAGAAAGUGGCUGUGCAGCAAGAUGUCUCGGCUCUCAGGAAGCCUCAACAAACACCAGGGGAAACCACACACUCACACAGAGAACCAGAGGGUGGUGACAGAGGCAUUGCAUUGUCUCAGGAGACUCCAGGAGAGAAACUGGACCCUGCAGAAAAUGGAACUGGAAGCAAGUGGCGGCCAAGAACACCCAGGAAAAAGGCCCCACCCCUGGAAGACCUGGCUGGCUUCAAAGAGCUCUUCCAAACCCCAGAUCAUGCAAAGCAACCAAUGACUGAUGACAAACCUACCACAAUACCCUAUAAAUCUCCACCAGCAGAAGCAGUCAACAUGCCGACAAGUAGCAAGAGACGGCUCAAGACACCUUCCCAGAAAGUGGCUGUGCAGGAAGAUGUCUUGGCUCUCAGGAAGCCCACACAGACACCAGGGGGAGCCAGGCACUCAGACAAAGAACCAGAGGGUGGUGACAGAGGCAUUGCAGUGUCUCAGGAAACUCCAGGAGAAAAGCUGGGCCCUGCAGAAAAUGUAACUGGAAGCAAGUGGCAUCCAAGAACACCCAAGGAAAAGGCCCCACCGCUGGAAGACCUGGUUGGCUUCAAAGAGCUCUUCCAAACCCCAGAUCACACAGUGGAACCAAUGACUGCUGACAGAAUCUUCAAAAUGCUCUGCCAGUCUCCACAACUAGAACCAGUCAACACACCAAGUAGAAAGGGACGUCUCAAGACCCCUUCCCAGAAAGUGGCUGUGCAGCAAGAUGUCUCGGCUCUCAGGAAGCCUCAACAAACACCAGGGGAAACCACACACUCACACAGAGAACCACAGGGUGGUGACAGAGGCAUUGCAGUGUCUCAGGAAACUCCAGGAGAAAAGCUGGGCCCUGCAGAAAAUGUAACUGGAAGCAAGUGGCAUCCAAGGACACCCAAGGAAAAGGCCCCACCCCUGGAAGACCUGGCUGGCUUCAAAGAGCUCUUCCAAACCCCAGAUCAUGCAAAGCAACCAAUGACUGAUGAGAAAACCACCACGAUACCCUAUAAAUCUCCAGCAGUAGAACCAGUCACCAGGCGAACAGGUAGAAAGGGACGGCUCAAGUCACCACCGGGGAAAGUGGAUGCAGAAGAGCCCUCAGCGCCCAGGAAGCCCACACAGACACCAGGGGGAGCCAGGCACACACAUGGAGAGCCUGUAGGUGAUGAAAAUGACAUCGAAGUGUUUAAGGAGACUUUAAGGCAGAAACUGGUCUCAGCAGAAAAUGUAAUUGGCGUCAAGAGUCGGCUAAGAAAGUUUAAGGAAAAGGCUCAACCCCUGGAAGACUCGGGCAGUUGCAAGGAGCUCUUCCAAAAGCCAGGUCAGGCCAAGGAACCGGUGAGUGACAUUAAUAUCGCUCCAGUGCCCUGCCAGUCUCCACCAGCCGGACCAGUCCCCAGGCCAGCAAGUAGAAAGAGGCGCCUCAAGUCACCACCGGGGAAAGUGGAUGCAGAAGAGCCCUCAGCGCCCAGGAAGCCCACACAGACACCAGGGGAUAUGCAGAGAGAGCCUGUAUGUGAUGAAAAAGACGGCAAAGCGUUUAAGGAAACUUCAAGGCAGAAACUCAACCCUGCAGAAAAUGUAAUGGGCAUCAAGUGUCGGCUAAGAAAAUUUAAGGAAAAGACCCAACCCCUGGAAGACUCGGGCAGUUUCAAGGAGCUCUUCCAAAAGCCAGGUCAGGCCAAGGAACCGGUGAGUGACGUUAAUAUCGCUCCAGUGCCCUGCCAGUCUCCACCAGCUGGACCAGUGCCCAGGCCAGCAAGUAGAAAGAGGCGACUCAAGUCACCACUGGGAAAAGUAGACCUAGAAGAGCCCUCAGUACUCAGAGAGCCCAUCCAAACAGCAGGGGAAACCACGCACAGAGAACCAGUAGGUGAUGAGAACAAUAUCAAAGUGUUUAAGGAAACUUCAAGGCAGAACCUGGACUCGGCAGAGAAUGUAAUUGGCGUCAAGAAUCGGCUAAGAACAUUUAAGGCAAAGGCCCCACCCCUGGAAGAUCCGGCCAGUUUCAAGGAGCUCUUCCAAAAGCCAGGUCAGGCCAGGGAACUGGGAAACGAUGCUUCUGGAGUUAAGAGAGCCCCAAAGCAAGCAGCAGACAGAAGAAGACCUGUAGAAGUAUCCCAAAGAGUCCUCAGGGCCCCUAAAGUAAGGUUCACGGGAGACCUUGUGGGCAGCAGAGACCCUGUAAAAUCACCAGGUGAAAGCUGCAUCUCCCCGCCCCCCAAGAGGAAACUGGGAGAAGAUGCAAGGGUUGUGGGAAGGAAGAGGCUAUGCCCUACGAUGGCUGCACGGGACCCUGAGGAAGAGAAGCCCCUCCAGAAGAAGCAGAGGACAGCCCCCAGGGAGAGACAGGAGCCCCCCAAACCCUUGGGAGUGAAGAAGAGAAGUGUGAGGAUUCUGGCACAAAGGACUAAACCUGAGGGAAACCUGCCCAACAGUGACAUGAAAACUAAAGCUACGGAUCCACAAGGAGAAGACGGGCACGCUCCAAAGAAGGGAAUGUCCCUGCGUACCAGGCGCCCCACUAAAACCAAUAUAGAGGAGCAAAGACCUGGGGGUCUUAUAUCAGCAGGAAAGAAGAAAAUAAAGAGAAGUGAAAAGAAGUCCAUGAAGACCUCCCAAGAGAUGAAGCUACAAAGCCCAGAAGAUGGAGCUGAGAAUCCUACCUCUGGGGGCAAAGGUCAAGAGAGAAGGGGGCACUUGAGAUCCGGGAAGCAGAAUCAGAAGCCUUUGCCUGAUGCAACAGAGGAGACAGCAAGGCAGGAAAGGGUGGAAAUCCCCGUGAAGAAGCAGGAAGAGAAAGAAGCAACGGAAUAUUCAGACUUCAAGGGUUUGAGAUCCAGAAAGAUUACUCUCCGCCCUCGAGGAAACCCUUCGGAGAGUGAAUCCGAGCAGAGAGUAACCCGGGGUGCCAGGAGAUGUGCCAACAGCCUUCAAAAGGAAAAUGACAAUGUGGAUGUCAAGAAAAUAAGAACCAGAAGUCAUCGAGACGGUGACGAUAAAUAGCCAAGAAGUUUAAAAGGGAAAAACGUGUAAUAAAUUAUCGAUAAGUUGCAGUACAAUAUUUGCCGUACAUUUUAAAGUGAAUGCUGUAAAUAGUGCUGUCUGGAGGGGAGGGCAGGUUUAAGGGAAGAAAGCUUGGAAUUUUCUGACUCUGAAUAGUUUAUUCAAAACCCCCAUGUGGAGGUUAUGAAGGACACUGCUGUGUCUCCUAAACUGAAAAAAAAAUUUUAAACUUGGGUGGGGG